AUGCUGUGUCGUAACGAGAAGCUGAUGAGACAACUGAACAAGCUGGGGAGGAUAAUGGUGCUCCGCAAGAGGAAGAAGGGGCCAUGGCACUUCCAUCUCCAAUACAGCACAAAUGUCGGGCAGAGAUGUGCACCGAAAGGGAAGCAAAGCUUUAAAGAAAUGUGGAAAACGGUUGUUAGGCAGGAUUAUAUAAAAAGAAUUAUGAACAUUUUUGGAGAGCAGAAUUUUCCUCCUCGGCGUAACGGAGGAGAGGCUCGGGGACGCCCCUAUCCUUGUUACUUCGUCUUGGGGGCAGAAGGCGUGGGGAAGAAGUUUUUCAUACACAAGGCGAAGGACAUGUUUUUAAGAAGGCAACCCCAUGUGGGGAGCGAGUCAAAUGGAAAUCCCCCCCGAGGAGGAAACCAGAAUGGUGUUUCCCACAGGGUGAAACUCCAUGGAGGAAACGAUGCAACCGGAAGAAGUAUUUUCUUCGAGUACGACUUUAAGGACAUAAACCAAAACGAAUCGGUGAUCCCCUUCUCCGUGAAGUUGCACAAAUUGGAUGAGUUCCUAAGACACAGACUGAUGAAAGAAAUAAACAGCGACGUGGCAAAUGGAAGGAUAAAUAUGAGCGAUAUUUAUGAGCAGUUCAUCUUGGGGGAAAGAGUAAACGAAAGAGAAGACCCCCUUUUUGCCAAAUUCCCAAUCCUAUUCAAACACAUAUUAAACACCCCUCAAAUGUAUGAUUAUUUGAAUGACCAAGACAGGAAGGACAUCGCAAGGUGGAUAAACUUAUUGGAGAUGACAAACUACAAAUAUGAUGAUUUUCUUUCCUUUUUAAGCAUCCUUUUGAGAAAAUUAAAUGUAAAAUGUUUUAUCCGUCAGCUCAAUCAAUUCAGCGCGUUUUUAUAUUUUUUAAAAAUGUUGGCAGAGUGUGAAGAGUAUCAGUACUGUAUGGACAACUCGGAGGGAAUACUUACCGAUUUCUCCAGUGGGCUAUUCCUUUAUCGUUAUUUUUUGUCUUUAAUUAACUUUUUACGGAAGACAUAUGGAUACAAUUUCUGUUUCGUUUUCUAUAAUUUGCAUUGUUUCCUUUUGGGUCCUCAGCCCGCGCGCAAUUUCCACUUUUUUGCCAAAUGGUGCGAAGAAAAUGUGGACAGACACAACGUCCCCGUCAUUUUUCACUCCAUUAAGAACAUCGAGAUGAUGAAGUUUGUGUUCGUUUUCAACAAUCUGGUGUUGAAGCAGGUUGCAAGGGUUGGAAGCGGUGGAAGUGAUAGAAGCGCUCACGAAGAGAAAUCACCCCAAAAUGGGAACCCAAUGGGGCAGAGUCACUUCCCCACCAACUUCCACGACGCAGGGAAGGAACUGCAAAACUAUCACCUCAUAAGGGAGCACCUAAUCGAAAUAAACGACCUUUCCUACGACAUGGUCAGGUGCUUAAUCAUUCCUAAUUAUGUGAAGGACGAAAAGGUGGUCAAAUGUAUUUAUGACAUCAUAGGGGGAAAUGCCCACUUAGUAAAAACAAUCUGUGAGGGGUUACACGAUCUGAAUAGCCAAUUUGAUGAAGACGAAAUGAGGAAAAAAAUUGAGAUGGAAAAGAAGCAAAACGUUACUUACGACAUGGAUGAAGAAAGCCAAAUCAAUCUAAGGAGUAACACCAUCGAAGAAAUUGUGCAACAUCGAAAGUUGGAGCAGCAGAAAGGGUUUUUAAAAAAUAUACAUGAGAACAUUCUACACACAUUUAUCCUAGACUUCGAGAGGAAAGUACGCACUUUCUUUAGCCUCCCCAAUGUUGAGCGGCUAAAGAGGAGGGGAAACGACACACACCGUGGGGGAGUGCAACAAGUUGAAGGGGAGACACCAAAGGAGGGACUAACCUAUAUCCAAUUCUACUUCACCAUUUUUGAAGCUAUCAAAUACUUUUUAAAAAAGAAAAAAAUCUUCUGUAAAAAUAUUCUGAAUCUAAAUAAUCCCAUCUUGCUUGGUCUCAUUGACGUGAACAUCAUUCAGUACAACUAUGAACAUGGCUACCUCGAGCUGACCAACCAGCUUUACGAAGUGCUGCUUAUUAACUACAUGGAUAUGAAGUAUAGGCAAUUUCCUCUCAAGUACAGAGCCCAGUACAAUAUUAACUAUGUGCUUAAUUAUAAGAUAAUCCAGCACGAGUUUAACUUGCUGGAGUCGCAGGCGUAG
This is a messenger RNA of Plasmodium inui San Antonio 1, 2175 nucleotides long. RefSeq lists its product as hypothetical. The transcript has a single exon. Bases 1 to 2175 code for a protein of 724 amino acids. NCBI's taxonomy places the organism in Eukaryota, Apicomplexa, Aconoidasida, Haemosporida, Plasmodiidae. The record is from RefSeq and is a predicted model, not a curated record.